This is a messenger RNA of Trypanosoma grayi, 558 nucleotides long. Its product is annotated as endochitinase. The record is from RefSeq and is a predicted model, not a curated record. The transcript has a single exon. Bases 1 to 558 code for a protein of 185 amino acids. NCBI's taxonomy places the organism in Eukaryota, Euglenozoa, Kinetoplastea, Trypanosomatida, Trypanosomatidae.
AUGCGCGCCACGGAAGGGGUGAUCCGCAGGGGCGGGAGGGUCAUGCUGACGCUCUCCCUGACCCUUUUGUGGUGCGUCUCCUUUGGCUGCACGGAGGUAAUAGCAUCGGCGGCGCCGAUGGACACCUACUCAAUUCUGUGCACCUGUCGCUGCUGUUACCAGGGCGGCUGUAGUCCGAUGCCGAACAUCACCUGGGUGGUGAAUUCAUGCGACGAGUGUAGUACGGCGAUCUGUAAUGAGCACAUACGAAGUAAGGAGGUGCGCAUGGAGACAGCGCGUCUUUUUGAGGGCAUCGAGAGCGAUGAGCCCUUUCCGAGCAGUGAUGGCACCAUUCACGAGUGCAAGGUGAUCUCCGUCUUGGAAGCGGCAACCUGUACCAGCAGGAAUUGCAAGCGCACCACAACAAUUAGGGCUGAGUGCUACAACCGAGAUGCCCCGCUCAUUAAGCACUUCAUCAUCACCUUUGUGGGAAUUACAGCUGUAGCGAUAGUCUUUGGUCUCCUUAAGAACCACAUUCCCGCCUUCCAGGGUCUUAAUGAGAAGUACUUUAAUUACUGA